This is a messenger RNA of Liolophura sinensis, 2468 nucleotides long. RefSeq lists its product as uncharacterized. Lineage: Eukaryota; Metazoa; Mollusca; Polyplacophora; Chitonida; Chitonidae. The transcript is spliced from 14 exons. The coding region runs from base 9 to 2297 and encodes 762 amino acids. The record is from RefSeq and is a predicted model, not a curated record.
UCUGCACCAUGGUUGGGUCCCUAGUAAUAUUCGUUACGGCUAUGUUGACGGCCGCCGUGCUGGCUGACGAAGAAUGUCACUGGAAUGGACAAAUGACCAAGGGCCAUUGCCAGUGUUUCUCUGGAUUUUACAGAAGUGACUGUUCCGGCGAUUGUGGGUGCAACGGGUAUGGCACUUGUAAAACAGACCAUACAUGUGAGUGUGAAGAAGGCUGGAAAUGGUCAAGCACGGAACGGAAAUGUGUAUGGGAUUGUCACUGUGCAGAUGGAGCGAAAUGUAUUGGACCGGGAGUAUGUGGGUGUAAAUCACACUGUGUCCACGGAGACUGCUGGAAUGGCCAGUGUGAGUGCUGGGAAGGUUACAAGGGAGCCACGUGUGCGACCUUUGACCCAAAUUCAAUGAUGAACAAGGGAGUCAACGUGGGAAUGAACCUUGGUGGGAUAAACUACUAUUCGUCUGAGAUAAAGUUUGUGGACGCCCUGAAGGAAUCGGCUGAAUGGGUUACCCAGAGAACAGACCGCCAUGAAUGGAACACCCAAGAACAGGGCAAACUACACCUGCGACCAGACGGCUAUCCGGCCAGUUUGGAUGGCACUUUGGUCGUGGGAAAGCUCUUUUUCCGCAAUGUAGGCGAUUAUCAGCCCCACAGCAAUUACACACUGUUGUAUGACGGAGAGGGACAUAUCGUCUUCAAACUUGUCAACCACAAAAUACUCAAGCAGUUCAAAGGUCGAUGGCUGAUCCAUUUUGAGCCGGGACAUGGGGGGAUUUUUUUUAGCAUCACUAAAACUAAUCCGCAAAACCCUCUGCGGAAUGUGAGAAUUGUGCUGCCUGGUUUUGAGGACCGAUAUGAGAAAUUCCCCUUUAACCCUGUAUUUCAGGAGCCGCUCAGGCGAUACUCUGUCAUCCGAUUUAUGGACUUCUUGCACACUAAUGGCCACGGCCCUGAGCCCACGACAUGGGCUACUCGUCGGAAGCCAGACUUCCACACCCAACAAGGCAAUUCCGGGGGUGCCCUGGAGUACAUGAUUCAGCUAUGUAAUACUAUGGGGAUCAGUCCUUGGUUUAACAUGCCUCAUGCCGCCGACGAUGACUUCGUCAGGAAAUUCGCACAGGAAGUGAAAAAAAGUCUCAGACCGGAUCUACAUGUUUACGUGGAGUACUCUAACGAAGUUUGGAAUGGCAUCUUCCGCCAGGCUAAGUAUUCCCAGGAACAAGGCGUCAAGCUUCAUCUCGACACUGAAAAGUGGAAGGCGGGUUACAAGUUCUACAACAAACGUGCCGGUGAAGUGGCGGAUAUCUGGAGCAGCGUAUACGGAGAUAGUGAGAAACUGGUCACUAUAUGGGCAUGGCAGACGGGAUACUUCGAUUACAGCAGACAAGUCAUGAACCACCUUGGGGAGAAUACCAAGAAGUUUAGGGCCGUGGCAGUGACCGGAUACAUGAGCUGUGGAAAAAUCGCUGACAAAGAUCCUAAUUUCGUUGACAUGUCCAUGGCUGAGAUUCUACAGCAUUGUCAGAGCGACAUCAAUAACAAUUACCCGAAGACGUGGGGGAAAUUCCUCAACAUGUCCAGUGAUCAUGGUUUAAAGUUACUGACAUACGAAGCUGGACCGUCCGUCUCUGAAGGGGGAGCAAUUGUAAACGGAGCUAACAAGGAGGAGGUGACCAAUAAGGCGAUCGCUUUUAACAAAGACAGUCACAUCGAAACGGCUGUUUACGAGCUCCUAAACAAAUGGAAUGACGUCAUCGCCAAAGCACCAGGCAACAGUUUUCCAGGAGGGCUGUUCAACUAUUUCGCCAGCACUGGAGCGCCUAGCAAAUAUGGUAGUUGGGGAAUGCUGCAGUACACUGGACAAGACCCAUCCACUGUCCCAAAAUAUAGGGGAGUCCAGCGUUACAUAACUGACCAUUUCCCAAACAAUCCACUCGGGCCUCGUUGUAGCUUCGUCAAAGAUGGCGCCCUGUGGUUCGGUUGCUUCCAACAAGGGAAUAAGUUUCAGUGCGGCCAGUCGGACACGUCGGGCAGAAGCUGGGCGCAUUAUCCUGAUCUUCAUCUAACGGAGCACUCGUUCCUUGUCCUCGACGGUUAUGAUCCCAAACUUCACCUGGCGUACAUCCGGGCAGUUGACAAAAUCGGCGUGAACAGUUACCAUACCAUCGAUACUCGCUCUCACCAUGCUUGGAAAUCAUUGACAGCAAAUGACUACCACGCAUAUCUGGCUUAUCGUCACGUGACGCGAAGGCUGCCCAAUGGUGUACAUAAUGGCCUUGCAGCGCCCUCCUCAUGUCAUUAAGAGUUUCAUGGUUUGUCUUAACUUAAACUGUGUGGUAUUUUGUGGAUAAAACGGCCCGAUUUGAAGACUCGGCUGAUGAUAUGUCUUAUUUUAAACUCGACUGAAACAGCAGAAAUGUUAAGGAUGUUGUGACUUCUGUUUUUGUAUCUCAAGUAGACAAAUAAAUCCGCU